Messenger RNA from Sphaeroforma arctica JP610, 164 nucleotides. RefSeq lists its product as hypothetical. The record is from RefSeq and is a predicted model, not a curated record. Lineage: Eukaryota; Ichthyosporea; Ichthyophonida. The transcript has a single exon. The annotation marks the transcript as partial.
GGCGGUCGACUUAACACCGUGAAUUCUAGUGUUGGUUUGAAGGAUGGGGAACCACACGACCCAGAUUCAUCACUGGACGCCGUCGACCGACACAUGCACUCACCACCCCGCGCCAGGAAACAUGUGCCUGGCUAUUCCUGGCUAUCGCAGGCCACGAAGAAGAC